AUUGUUUAUUUUCUACAUGAAUCAUCUGGAAACAGUUGCUGAUUUAACAGAUUUUGCAAUUGGUCAUUUAAACUGAUUCUAGUAAAGAAUCGGGUGUUCAUUAUUGUUUUAUUAGGUGUGGUCUCAUAUUCAAGAUCAUCUCCUGCUGAACAUCUGAACUGAUUUAAGUGGUGCCAGCUCAUUUGAGGUCUUACAGUGAAAGUCCUCUUGUACUUGGUCCACUGUGGUGGGUAUUGGCACAAAAAAUUACUAUGCUUUUACUGAAUUGGAAACGCCACAUUUCUCGUUAUUUCCACGUAACCUCUCACUUUGUAGAAUACAGAUUGUUGAUAUAACCCCAUACAUACGAGCUGGAGAGAAGGGAGGAAAGACAGUCUUUCUUCUGGUCUUACUCCUUACCUGAUGUGCGGUUUUGGAAAUGGGCUGCUUCAGCUGAAAACAGCUCACACCUUUUUGGUCACACCUUGGAUACUGUUUCAUUCUUAUCUGCUCACAUUAAACAUGGCCAGGAUUUGAUAUUGAGGUAUGUGAACAACUAAUUUCUGUGAGUCAAAAGCUCACUGAGAGUAGACCGCACUUAUAUGGUCAUCUCAGUUACUCAGGCCUGUUUAUGAGGGACAGCCAAUCAAAAGAAGAUUGGCUUAAAGUAGGGGAAGUCAAACUAGCUUGUUUCAGAUAGAAGAUAAAUUGAGGGACUUCAGCAAGGUCCAGUAUAGGAUAAAUAAGGAUUAUUUUGCAUUUUGAAUCAUUCAAAGAAUUUAGGAAAAAAAAUGAGCGCAAUCGACCCUUCUAACCAAAUUUGUAAAACAGUAAACUAUUCUGGUCACAGUCAUAUUUACAAAGAAGUCAAAUAAUGAAAAUACUCUUUAUUCAGAGCCCUGACCCCAGGUCAUUACUUCUGCACAGAACAAACUUUGCCCUUUGUUUCUUAAACUGAAAUCAUGUCUCAAAGAGAGACAAGAUUUCAGGGGUAGCAGAAGGACCUCUUCUUGCACUCUUGGACACGAAGAGUGAAUGUAAGCCUCAGUCUGUUUGUCUUUUAGUACCCUGAGAUUCAGGUGGAAACAUAGUGUCGAAUAUGAUAAAGGAUGAGAAAAAGAUCAUUAACAGAGCACUUUCCUCUCUUACAGCCAGAAGCAGUUCAGACCUUAUACAUGAGAGUGCUGCAUCUCCUGUAUCGUUUCAGGCCCGAGUGUCACUCCAUGGUUCCGCUUCUGGAGAACAUUCAGUGUCCAGCCUAUCACGAAGGGGCAACUGCUAUCAUGAGUGUCUACACACGCAUGUGGCAGUUUCUGCCUAUGUGUUUGGUGUAUGAUUUUUCACUCAAUGAUCUGCUGGCUCCAAAAAAACAGAGGACUCUAACCAUUCUGAGCGCCAUCAUGAACUUUCUCCACUUCAGAAAGCAGAGGAUGGAGGUCGUCUUGGAGAAGCAGACUAAAUUUCGGGCAGACAUGGACAGACUGCAGGCUUAUACUAAAGGCAUCAGGGAGGCAGAGAAGAAGAUUGAGAUGCUGACGACCAUCCCACCAGAGCAACAGGCUGAGGCUGAUGAGCUGGCAGCUGCUCUCUCUGAGCUACAGGCCACCACCAUGCAUGAAUACCAGGAAGUGAAUGCCAAAAACGACAGCAUCACAGAGUGGAAAGCUACGAUAGCAGAGAAGACCCAGAAACUGGCCCAGGUGAAGCUAGAUGUCAGCAACCUGAAGGAAGACAUCAGCAAACUGAAGUCUCAGAUCGUGGAGUCUCCAGAGGAGCUAAAGAGCCAGAUGGAGAAGAUGAGGGAGAAUGUGAAGAACAUGAAGAACUCCAUUGAAGAAACAGACGAGCGUGUGGUGGAGCUCCAGAACAUGGUGCAGGGUGUGACUCACACCGAGGCUGAGAUCCAGCAGAUGUGCAGCCUUCUGCAGGACCUGGAGAGCAGCAUGAGCAACACCAAGCAGCGGCUGGAAGAGCACCAGGAGCUGAUGGCUCAGUAUGAGAAGAAGCAGAAGGAGCUGAAGAACCUGUGCAUGGAGGAAGGCCAGCUGAAGCGAGCUUUGGGCAUGAAGCAGGAUAAGGAGUGCAAACAGAACAUCCGCAGGCAGAAGAAGAGAGAGAUGAAGGAGCAGCACGUUCAGGAAGUGUUGGGGCAGUGUGACCAAAUCCACCAGAAGCGUGAGGACAUGGCUGACAAAAUCCAAGAGAUCUCCGCUGAGACGCAGAAGCUGAAGACCAGCAUUAAGAGCCUGAGAGACGUGUGCAGCAAAGAGACAGAGAAGGCUCAGGCCCUCUAUGACACACUGUCCACAUCCAUGGAUGAGCUCCACAAGAGGAUUGAGAUGCACACCAUGGACCUGAAACUCAGUCUAACCAAGAUGUCUGCAAACUUCUAAUCUCUCUCUUUUUUUUCUUUUUUGAAAACCUGUAUUUACUAAUCUGUCGGGUGUUUUUUUUUACUCUUGACUUUGUCUUUCUGAGUGUUUAAAUUCUAUAAAUAAAGUUUGUACAUUAAUGAACUUGAA
Molecule: messenger RNA, 2501 nt
Organism: Haplochromis burtoni (Burton's mouthbrooder)
Lineage: Eukaryota; Metazoa; Chordata; Actinopteri; Cichliformes; Cichlidae
Gene: nuf2
Product: UF2 component of NDC80 kinetochore complex
Exons: 12
Coding region: 1089-2372 (427 amino acids)
Biological process (GO): attachment of mitotic spindle microtubules to kinetochore; mitotic spindle organization; meiotic chromosome segregation
Cellular component (GO): Ndc80 complex; kinetochore
Molecular function (GO): protein-containing complex binding
Source: RefSeq, a predicted model, not a curated record